Parnassius apollo (apollo) is the source of this 489-nucleotide messenger RNA. NCBI's taxonomy places the organism in Eukaryota, Metazoa, Arthropoda, Insecta, Lepidoptera, Papilionidae. The record is from the annotation of a GenBank genome assembly.
AUGCGCGCCGACGAGAGUGAGUGUCCCUCCCCAGCGCCCUCUUAUAGUGCGGCUGUUCUCGGAGUGCGGGUCGGGCGGCUGGGGCGAGCAGGCCGCCGCGCCGCCGCCCUCCUACAAUCAGCGCAGCGCCGACAAGAUGCGCGCCGACGAGAGCGGCCGCGCCGCCGCCCUCCUACAAUCAGCGCAGCGCCGACAAGAUGCGCGCCGACGAGAGUGAGUGUCCCUCCCCCGCGCCCUCUUAUAGUGCGGCUGUUCUCGGAGUGCGGGUCGGGCGGCUGGGGCGAGCAGGCGGCCGCGCCGCCGCCCUCCUACAAUCAGCGCAGCGCCGACAAGAUGCGCGCCGACGAGAGUGAGUGUCCCUCCCCAGCGCCCUCUUAUAGUGCGGCUGUUCUCGGAGUGCGGGUCGGGCGGCUGGGGCGAGCAGGCGGCCGCGCCGCCGCCCUCCUACAAUCAGCGCAGCGCCGACAAGAUGCGCGCCGACGAGAGUGA